AUGGCACAGAAUUCAGAGAGACUACCUUGGGGGGACCUUGCCUCAAUGCUUGAGCUGCGACGCACCAAUCCUUGCCAACACGACGCUUACAACUUUCACGUACUAAUACAACCAGACAGCAGAGCAAAGCUUGUCAACUUUGUUGAUAUCUUUAUGCAGAGUGUUGUUGAGGAUGCAGCUCAACAGCGCAAGCAAUAUCCAGAGAGAUACGAAGUCCCCGACGAAAACCAAGUCAUCAUUUCAGAUGAAGCGGCAGUCAAAAUUGAAUCAACAGUCAGGCGUUGGCAUCCAGAGGUCUAUUGGCCUGACGGCAGCGACGACCUCAAGACUUUCAAACAGCCAACAACUAAAAGGCUAUGCCCUCACACAAAAGAGUCUGAUAACUGCGGAUGUGUCUUACCUUACAAAGAACGCAAAAUGUCUGCGUUCCAACGUCCACAAGUCCAGAACGACUGUUUCAAGUUCGAUAUAGACAACCGGGAAUCAUUUCGCAAUCUCCAGAUCGUCGAGAGUUUGAUCCUUCAUGGCGAAAUGGAUGCUAUUCUCUGCUCAUGCGCGUACGAAGAGUGUCAGCUGGCGAAAUGGCGGGAGCAUAGAGAAUGCGAUUGCACACAGGUAUAUUUUGGAUGGAGAAGUAUAUACGAAGACGCGAUCAGGAUGUAUGUGAUCCUUAAUGUCCUGGAGCAGUUUCCCGAAGCAUAUGAUGCAGACGGAUCUCCCAUUGAGGAUUAUCGAAACUUGGCAGCAUACCAGCAGGCGGUACGGUCGAGUACGGAGUCUGGGUACAGAAGUGAGAUUGCUAUGUUCCCUCACAGGGACUUUCUCGGUAUCGAGAAGGAUCAGUUCUGGUGGAAUCCUCGACCCCAUGAUGUCCCUCGCUGGAAACAUAUUAUGCGGUUUGACACAAAUGGGUUUGAAAACUACCAGAAGGGUUUGGAUCGCUUUGGCUUCUCUUGCUCUGAUGAUGAGUCUGACGCCGAAUCUCACAACGGUUCUAGCACCAAUUCGGGCAACAAGUCUAGUGCAGAAAACGAUUCCGAUGAUGGUUCCAGUGAUGAACCCGAAGAGAAAGAUCCUGAAGAGGUUGAGAAUAUGUUUUAUACACUGGAGUUCUAUCCAUUAGGUCUCAUGUCAUAUGACGAUUUCCUCAACUUCGAAAAGCUCAUGGAAUAUCGACCUAGCCCACCAGAUGUAUCCCACGUCAGAAGUAUACUGUUCCAAAAAGGCCUCCCUAUCGAGAUAACAGAUCGUAUUCUCGAGUAUGCCGAUUACGCCCCGAGAGGGAGCCUCCCUGUCCCAGGGCAGCCACUGCAUCCUCAAUGUAGGCAGGAACUAGGUCGCUAUCUCGAACUCUGCUGGCAACUUAUCGUCAGAUGCUAUAUAUUAGGCCAUGAGCUUCAUGGGAGAGAUGGGAUGGAUAUCGGGAGUUUUGUAAGGGAGGAGGUGAAAGAUUGCUUGGUGGAGCUAUUCAGCUGUAGAUGUGAUGGUGUACACGAGAGCUUUUCUGGCUUUGAUGCGGUGCCUACUGAGAACUCUGGGGUUGAGAGGUAG
Fusarium proliferatum ET1 is the source of this 1551-nucleotide messenger RNA. RefSeq lists its product as uncharacterized. NCBI's taxonomy places the organism in Eukaryota, Fungi, Ascomycota, Sordariomycetes, Hypocreales, Nectriaceae. The record is from RefSeq and is a predicted model, not a curated record. The transcript has a single exon. The coding region runs from base 1 to 1551 and encodes 516 amino acids.